AUGGCUGCGUUGCUCUUUAACUGUUCUCAUCCUUUCCUGCAUAUCCUUACUCCUCUUUCUCACCAAUCAAGGUCGGCAAAACAUCGGAAAUAUCUCUUGUUUCGGAUAUUCAAGAGCGAUGAUGACCGCCCAUCAAGUCCUGGUCCCGGAGCCUACGCACUUCCAACAACAGUAGGGUUCCCAUCCCACGACCCAUCUCGCUACAGGAACCCAAUGUACUCGUUCGGGAUCAACGCUGGUUUCCGUGUGAAGCAACUUGGACCCGGCCCAGCUUACCGCAUAGAUCGAGUCACUAGAGACGGACUAGUAUCCUCACCGGCUUGGAGUUUCGGAGCUAGGUUUCCAACUCGUUCGACAUUAAGAACUCCCGGUCCGGGGGCGCACGCUCCGGAGCGCUGCCCUCCAACCAAAGAGCCCCGAGCACCCCAGUAUUCUAUGGGGGCAAGAUUGGGCUUCGCCCUUAAACGAGUAGGGCCAGCGUCUAACGCGUACGCCCUAAGACUAGGUCCCGGUACACCGGCGUAUACAAUGGGAGCGAGGGUUGGAUUCAAUCCGAAAGCUAAAUCACCAGGCCCAGCUGUGUACUUCCAAAGGGAUGUGGAUGUUUAUAAAACAAGAUCUCCUCGUUAUACUCUCGGUGCGCGCUCUGAAGGUGCCGGGAAGCCGACGAAAGCCCCCGGUCCAGCCACCUACCCACCGAACUUAUAUAACACGAAGAAGAAUCCAUAUUCUUAUUCGUUUGGCACCAAACAUGGUGAUUACGCGCCCCCAAUGAUCAUCAAAGAAGACACGAUGGAUUGCUUAUGA
Danaus chrysippus (African queen) is the source of this 807-nucleotide messenger RNA. Lineage: Eukaryota; Metazoa; Arthropoda; Insecta; Lepidoptera; Nymphalidae. The record is from the annotation of a GenBank genome assembly.